This is a messenger RNA of Dictyostelium purpureum, 183 nucleotides long. RefSeq lists its product as uncharacterized. The record is from RefSeq and is a predicted model, not a curated record. NCBI's taxonomy places the organism in Eukaryota, Evosea, Eumycetozoa, Dictyosteliales, Dictyosteliaceae. The transcript has 3 exons. The coding region runs from base 1 to 183 and encodes 60 amino acids.
AUGGAACAUUGGGGUUCUUUUUCAGUAUUAACACAUUUUAAAGUCCCAAUUCAAUCAUCGGGGUUCUGUUUAUUCUAUUCAAAUAAAUUUAGACAAUUACGACUCAAUGACUUAGAAUGUGUACUAAAGAAACCAUGUAGAGAAUCAAGUUGUAAAUAUACAGAAUUUCAAGCAGGAUUAUAA